UGGGCGACCUCUGCGACGGGACCUCAAGGUUUGUGGCAUGACCAACACUCCAGUCCAGUCCCUCACUCCACUCCUCCCUCUCUUUCUCUCCACUUUUAAAAACACAGCAAGAGGUGUGUUAAAGCGUGUGUGUUGGUGUCACUCUAUCUGACUGUAACAGACGCUCUUACACACUUGGGAACUGGGAGAGCAGACGGAAGACGCGCAAGACACUCUGGUCGAGGAUUUCCAACCCCAAUUGCCAAUUGUAUCUGGAUUUUUUUUUUAAAUUACCGUCACUGGAUAAUUGUGUGUACCUUUCCUUUCGAAAACCGCCCGACAAGCUGUGAGACGUUUCAUUUAUCUGGGGUUUGCUAACAAGUUCCCUGCUGAAGGGUCAACAGCUACUCGACAGAGCGAGACGCAGGCACGAGAGUGAAUCCGCGUCGCGCGCUGUCUAAAGUCAUGCCGGCUGGAUUUCAGCAACUGGGAGGGGAGAGGAUUACCGGGACUCUCGCCCUCUCCGUCUUCACUGCUGUUUUGGGGUCCCUUGAGUUUGGGUACAACAUUGGUGUCAUCAAUGCUCCCCAGCAGAUCAUUGAGCAGAGCUACAAUGCCACAUGGAUGCACCGGUAUGCCGAGCCCAUCCCCCAGGGCACCCUGACGUCCCUCUGGUCCCUCUCCGUGGCCAUCUUCUCCAUCGGGGGCAUGCUCUCCUCCUUCAGUGUCGGGGUCGUCUCUGAGUGGCUUGGAAGGAGGAAAGCAAUGCUCAUCAAUAAUCUCUUUGCUUUCAUUGGUGGAGGCCUGAUGGGGAUGGCCAAGCUCUUUCGGUCGUUCGAGAUGAUGAUUUUGGGCAGAUUCAUCAUAGGGGCAUACUGUGGUUUGGCAUCGGGGUUGGUGCCCAUGUAUGUGGGAGAGAUUGCUCCAACCAGCCUCAGAGGGGCGCUGGGCACUCUACAUCAGCUGGCUAUUGUCACCGGGAUCCUCAUUGCUCAGGUAUUGGGGCUGGAGUCGCUGCUUGGCACAGAGGAGCUGUGGCCGGUGUUGAUGGGUGUGACAGUACUGCCCACUGUCCUGCAGAUGGCACUGUUGCCAUUCUGCCCGGAGAGUCCGCGAUUCCUCUACAUUGUGCGCUGCCAGGAGCACCACGCCAAAAGCAGUCUACGGCGGUUAACGGGCCGCCUGGAGGUGGCCGAGGACCUGGCGGAGAUGAAGGAGGAGAAGCGGCGCAUGGACAUGGAGCGCAAGGUGUCCAUCCUGGAGCUCUUCAGAUCGCCGCUGUACCGCCAGCCAAUAGCCAUCGCCAUCCUGCUGCAGCUAUCACAGCAGCUGUCUGGCGUCAACGCCAUCUUCUACUACUCCACGAGCAUCUUCCAGAAGGCAGGUGUGGAGAGUCCCGUCUAUGCCACCAUCGGGGCUGGCGUGGUGAACUGCGCAUUCACCGUGGUCUCGCUGUUCCUGGUGGAGAGGAUGGGUCGCCGAACGCUGCACAUGCUCGGACUCGGUGGAAUGUGUCUGUGCGCAGUUAUUAUGACGAUGGCCCUGGCGCUAUUGGACAGUGUACCGUCCAUGAGCUACAUCUGCAUGCUGGCCAUCUUUGGCUUCGUGGCCUUCUUUGAGGUGGGCCCGGGCCCCAUCCCCUGGUUCUUCGUGGCCGAGCUCUUCUCGCAGGGCCCUCGGCCGGCGGCCAUGGCCGUCGCCGGCUGCUCCAACUGGACGGCCAACUUCAUGGUCGGCAUGUUCUUCCCCUACAUCAUUCACGCGCUGGGUCCGUACGUCUUCCUCAUCUUCGCCGUCCUGCUGCUCUUCUUCCUGCUCUUCACCUUCUUCCGCGUGCCGGAGACGCGGGGCAAGACCUUCGACCAGAUCUCAGCCUGCUUCCACCACACCACCGCCAGGAUCGACCUGGACCUGGACCUGGACAUGGGCAUGGGCAUGAACAAGCCCAGCACGGAGCUGGACUACCUGGGAGGGGACGACGACGAUGUCAACUGAGGCCCCUCUGCCCUGUUGCUAUGGCCUGCUACCCCGUGGUCGAGCUGGGCGACAAAAAAAAAACACUCCUGGGUGGGCAAGGGUGGACAAACUGGAUUGAGAAAGUUCAAGUCCUGCCAGAUAUUUCUUUCUGGUUGUGCUCCUAACACAGGCGAUUUCAAUAAUUGGCUCUUCUACCUGGUGGACGGGGGUUGGCAAUUAGGAUCAGCUGGUUUGUUGAAUUUGUUGGAGGAAAUAUGUGGUAGGAUUUUUACUUUCUGAACCUGAGCUGUUUGCCCCUGCUCCUGAGUCAGGGUAAGGGUUAGGGUUAGGACUUACUGGUAGCUCAUUUUGACAAUGAUAAAAUACAGUACAUAAGGUAGAAGAAGGGGAGGCAUGGCAGUCUGUCAUCUGGUAUCAUCUUGAAUCCAGAAACAAAUGUCUAUUCUGUUUUCGGAGGGAUUGGGACAAACUUGUGCGAUUACAGCGAAACUAAACACCCAUAGGUUGCACAAGGCAUUAUCUAACUUCAAUGAAUGUGGUUAUGGGUACAGAGUGAGUGUGUAUUCUUGUUACGUAUGAUGAGUGAAAAAAAAUGGUACAGAUUGUAGCACUUUAUUGACAAACUUUCAAGGCCUCCACAAAGGACUGUGACUGAAGGAAACACUACACUGUUGCUAUGGAGCGCUGUAGUCUUGUGUUGUGCGGUCCUGCACAGCUUUUAUGUAGAGUGGGUCACUUUGGCGCAGUUAAUUGAAUUCACAGCAUAGAAGCUGCAUCGUCAGAUGCUGCUUGGGUU
Engraulis encrasicolus (European anchovy) is the source of this 2752-nucleotide messenger RNA. RefSeq names its product solute carrier family 2, facilitated glucose transporter member 4-like. The record is from RefSeq and is a predicted model, not a curated record. Gene Ontology annotation, molecular function: hexose transmembrane transporter activity. Bases 445 to 1974 code for a protein of 509 amino acids. Gene Ontology annotation, biological process: monosaccharide transmembrane transport. Gene Ontology annotation, cellular component: perinuclear region of cytoplasm; endomembrane system; membrane. The transcript is spliced from 11 exons. Lineage: Eukaryota; Metazoa; Chordata; Actinopteri; Clupeiformes; Engraulidae.